AUGAUUGCUUUAAUGAGAAGAAUAAUGCUGAGAACUCAAAUAAUUGUCUCUUAACAUAGUACUACCAAAUUAUUGAAACUAAUUGAAAAACCAUUCAAAAUAUUAAAUUCAGUAAUUAUAUAAUAAAUUUGCAUAGCAAUUAAUUAUGUAAAAAGUAUAGAUUAUUCUUAUCAAUUCAGAACGAUUAUGGUUUGGUGGGGAUGAAAAAGUGAAGAAAAUUGAUAAUGAUCAUUAUGAUGAGGCAAUUGAAUCGAAAGAUGAAGAUGAUGAAGAAAUGGGCAGUGGUGAAGAAGAUGAAGAUUAAUGUAAUAUUUUUACCUACUAUUCUAUUAUAUUAAGCUAGAGCUAAGUCUGGCCGUAAGAAAUCGAAGAAUUAUUCUAAAGCACUUAAUUACCAGGUGACACACUUGGGUUUAUAAGAAUAUUGUGAAUUCUCAUGCAAUUUGUUAGAUAUUCUUAUUCAUUCAAUUAAUAACAAUAGAAAAAUCAUAGAGUCUUUGCAUUUUUUAUUCACAUUGUUUUCGGAAUUCAAAACAAAUUAACAUUUUAGAACAAACAAUGAUGAAACUUAUUGA
This is a messenger RNA of Paramecium primaurelia, 575 nucleotides long. The record is from the annotation of a GenBank genome assembly. NCBI's taxonomy places the organism in Eukaryota, Ciliophora, Oligohymenophorea, Peniculida, Parameciidae.